GGUGCCGGCGGCGGAGCAGUAAAGAUGGUCGCGCGCGGGUCUCCGCCUUCUGCUCCUGGCUGACGCGCUCUGAGGGAGGCGGCGGCGGCCCCGGGGCAGCAGCGACCUAGCGGCGGCAGGGCGGCCGCGGCCGCCGGCCCGAGCGAUGGCCGAGCUGGAGCACCUGGGCGGGAAGCGGGCCGAGUCGGCGCGCGCGCGGCGGGCGGAGCAGCUGCGGCGCUGGCGGGGCUCGCAGACCGAGCAGGAGUCCGCCGAGCGGCAGACGCGUGCCCGCCGCGGGGCCCCCCGCGUCCGCUUCGAGGACGGCGCGGUCUUCCUGGCUGCCUGCUCGAGCGGGGACAUCGACGAGGUGAAGAGGCUCCUGGCCAGAGGGGCCGACAUCAACACGGCCAACGUGGACGGCCUGACAGCCCUGCACCAGGCCUGCAUCGACGAGAACUUGGACAUGGUCAAGUUCCUGGUGGAGAACAGGGCCAGCGUGAACCAGCAGGACAACGAGGGCUGGACGCCCCUGCAUGCAGCGGCCUCCUGCGGCUACCUCAACAUCGCAGAGUACUUCCUUAACCAUGGAGCCAGCGUGGGCGUCGUCAACAGCGAGGGCGAGGUGCCCUCCGACCUCGCGGAAGAGCCUGCCAUGAAGGACCUUCUUCUGGAGCAAGUGAAGAAGCAAGGGGUCGACCUCGAGCAGGCGCGGAAGGAGGAGGAGCAGCAGAUGCUGCAGGACUCGCGGCAGUGGCUCAACAGCGGGAGGAUCGAGGACGCCCGGCAGGCCCGCUCGGGGGCCACCGCCUUGCACGUGGCUGCUGCCAAGGGCUACUCCGAGGUCCUCAGGCUGCUGAUCCAGGCCGGCUACGACCUGGACGUGCAGGACCACGACGGCUGGACGCCCCUCCACGCCGCAGCGCACUGGGGCGUGAAGGAGGCGUGUUCCAUCCUGGCCGAGGCCCUCUGCAACAUGGACGCCAGGAACAAGCUGGGCCAGACCCCGUUCGACGUGGCCGACGAGGGCCUUGUGGGACACCUGGAGAUGCUGCAGAAGAAGCAGAGCGCGCUUCGAAGUGAAAAGGAGACGCGGAAUAAGCUCAUUGAGUCGGACCUGAGCAGCAGGUUGCAGAGUGGACUCUUUGAGAACAAGGAGAAGAUGCUUUACGAGGAGGAGACGCCCAAGUCCUGUGACCUGGAGGAGGAGAACAAGGAAUCCAGCAGCUCCAGCUCAGAGGAGGAGGGCGAAGACGAAGCGUCCGAGUCCGAGGCCGAGAAGGAGGCAGAUCGAAGGCCAGAGGCCGUGGCCAACCACCCCAGCUCGGAAGGGAAGGGCAGCGCCACGGACCCCGUCCCAGCACCAGCGCAGGACACCUCUGCCCCCUCAGCCCUGAAGCUCUCCAGCCUUCUUAACAAGCUGGAGGAGCCCAGGGACGAGUCUCCUUCCUCGUGGCGCCUGGGGCUCAGGAAGACUGGCAGCCACAACACGCUGAGCAUGGCGGCCGACACCAGGGAGGCCGCGAGGGCCCGGGGCGCCGCCCUCUCCCGCUCGGCGUCCAGCCCGCGCAUCUCCGCUCUCCUGGACGGCAGAGACCAGGCAAAAGAAGGCAGAAGCGGCCUCAGCUCCCUGGGGCCCCGGAAGCUCAGCAGCACCAGUGACGCUGAGGAGAAGGAGAACAGAGAAUCGGCUGCCAACCUGGUGAGGAGCGGCUCCUACACCCGGCAGCUGCGGAGGGAGGAGGCGAAGGGCGCCGAGCUGCCGCAGACGACCGCACCUUCCACCUACGUGUCGACCUACCUAAAGAGGGUCCCUCACAAGGCCCCGGGCGACGCCCCCGCGGAGAGGACGGACGCCGUCUCGCCGAGCACCCCUCUGUGCGUGAUCACCAACCGCCCCCUGCCCAGCGCUGCCAACGGGGUCCCAGCUGCCACUCUGCUGGCCGCGCCCGGCACGGACUCCUCUGUGGGAGCCAGGGACAGACGGAGGUCCUACCUGACGCCCGUCCGCGACGAGGAGGCCGAGUCUCUGCGGAAAGCGCGCUCCAGGCAGGCUCGGCAGACCCGCAGGUCAACGCAGGGCGUGACGCUCACAGACCUACAGGAGGCAGAGAGGACCUUCAGCCGGUCGCGGGCCGAGCGGCAGGCUCAGGACCAGCCUGGCCAGAAGCCCGCGAGUGCCGAGGGGCCGGGGGCCCGCACCGAGGGGCCGGAGCCUGCCACCGCCGUCCCCGCAGCGGACGCCGGGGAGGGCCGCCAGCCCGCCGGCCGGGCCCUGCGGGAGGAGCCCACGUAUCGCCGCCUGAGGGGCUCAGCGCAGCCAGACCAGCCCGCCUCGGCUGCGCCCCUGUCUGCCUCAGGGCCCCCGCUCUACACCAGCUCCUGCCUGCUGCGGGCGGGCAGGCUGCCGGCCCCCGCCUCGGAGCCUCCGGAGACGGCGGCGACAGACAGGGACGAGGGCGAAGAAGCAGGUGCGGAGGACCCAUCCCCCGGCGGGCUGUCCGUCCGGGAGCGGCGGCGGCUCAGGGAGCGGCGGAGGGGCACGGGCAUCAGCCUCUGGACCAAGGACGAAGAUGAAGCCGGUGGCUCUGAGGAGGUGAAAGAGGCGUGGCACGACAGGCUCUCCAGGUUGGAGUCGGGGGGCAGUAACCCUGCAGCCAGCGACCCCUACAGUGACCGGGCCUCGGCGCGCGCACGUCGGGAGGCCCGGGAGGCCCGCCUGGCCUCACUGACCGGCCGCGGGGAGGAGGACAGCGGCAGGGACUACAGGAAGCUCUAUGAGAAUGCGCUAACCGAAAACCAGAAGCUGAAGGCCAAGCUGCAGGAGGCCCAGCUGGAGCUGGCAGGCGUCAAGUCCCGGCUGGAGAAGACGGCCCAGAGACAGGAGAAGACGCCCGACAGGUCCUCGGUGCUGGAGGCAGAGAAGCGGGAGCGGCGUGCCCUGGAGCGGAAGAUGUCGGAGAUGGAGGAGGAGAUGAAGGUGUUGACAGAGCUGAAGUCCGACAACCAGAGGCUGAAGGAUGAGAACGGCGCCCUCAUCCGCGUCAUCAGCAAACUGUCCAAGUAGCUGCGGCCGCCGGCCGGGGGGGCCGGGCCAGUCCACUGCCCCUCCCGCUGAGGGAGGGCGUGCGCGGCCGGUCACUUGUCCCCGCCGCCUGCAGUCGCCUGCUCUGCUUCCCUCUGCACUCUGCUCCACGCACGCUGGGUUUUGCCACGGUUCUCACGGACGCCUGGCGUGACCGCCCGCGCCCCACGAAGGGGCCCGGCUGCCAGUCCUCCCCCGGUCCCUCCCCGGGUCCCACCCCGGCCAGAGCCUCCUGGCAGCUCCUGCCGGACCCUGUGCGGGACGUGCGAGGCCGCGGGCUGGGAGACCGGCCGUCGCGCCGCCUGUGGGCCCGUUUCUGCUCGGCCCCGGGGGCGGGGCGCACGGGGGCCCCUGCUGGCCGUCACCUCUCAGGACCUGGCCUUCCCUGCCCCUCGUGCCGGCAGCUCUCGAUCGACAACCGGCUGCGUCCCUGACCAGCCCUCGCGCCCUCCCCGGGGCUGGAGCGGCCCUGCUGCCGAGGCCUCUCCAACCACCUGCCAGCGCCGCCCAGGCCCCUCCCCGAAGGGCGCCCC
Molecule: messenger RNA, 3597 nt
Organism: Pteronotus mesoamericanus
Lineage: Eukaryota; Metazoa; Chordata; Mammalia; Chiroptera; Mormoopidae
Gene: PPP1R12B
Product: protein phosphatase 1 regulatory subunit 12B
Exons: 24
Coding region: 146-3046 (966 amino acids)
Biological process (GO): signal transduction
Cellular component (GO): cytoplasm; Z disc; A band
Molecular function (GO): phosphatase regulator activity; enzyme inhibitor activity; protein kinase binding
Source: RefSeq, a predicted model, not a curated record